AUGUACGCACAGGGGCUGCCAGGGCUGGUGGUGCUGCUGCUGGUCACCUCGCUGCCGGCCGGCCACCCCGCGCCGCCGGCCGGCCCCCCGGCCCUGCGGAGCGGUUUGGGUAGUCCUUCUUUGUGCCGGCUGUCCCGGACUGACUCGGAGCUCAGGUGCCGCGUCCCAGGGGGGAAGCUGUGCAGUGACAGAGGCAGAUGCGAGUGUGGAGUCUGCAUCUGCCAAGUGACUGAGUCCGGCAAAUACUAUGGUCCGCUCUGCGAGUGCCACGACUGGGUGUGCGAGAUCUACGAUGGGAAGAUCUGUGCAGGCCAUGGGAAGUGUGACUGUGGGAAGUGCAAAUGUGAUGAAGGCUGGUAUGGUGAAGCUUGUCAGUAUCCAACUACUUGCAAUCUUACACGGAAGAAAAGCAAUGAAAUGUGCAAGAAUUCUCAAGAUAUCAUCUGUUCUGGUGCAGGCACAUGUCAGUGUGGCAGGUGUAAAUGUGCAAACUCAGAAGGAAAUGGACUGGUCUAUGGUAAAUUUUGUGAAUGUGAUGACAGAGAAUGCAUAGAUGAUGAGACAGAAGAGAUUUGCACAGGCCAUGGAAAGUGUUACUGUGGAAACUGUUACUGUGAGGCUGGUUGGCAUGGAGAUAAAUGUGAAUUCCAGUGUGACAUCACCCCCUGGGAGAUCAAGAAAAGAUGCACAUCUCCAGAUGGCAAAAUCUGCAGCAACAGAGGCACAUGUGUAUGUGGAGAAUGCACAUGCCAUGAUGUGGACCCAACUGGUGACUGGGGAGAUAUUCAUGGAGAUACUUGUGAGUGUGAUGAAAGAAACUGCAAAGCAGUGUAUGAUAGAUAUUCUGAUGACUUCUGUUCAGGUCAUGGACAGUGUAAUUGUGGAAGGUGUGACUGUAAGGAAGGAUGGACUGGGAGGAAGUGUGAACACCCACGUUCUUGUCCAUUGUCAGUUGAGGAAAGUGCUAAGAAAUGCCAAGGAAAUUCUAAUUUACCUUGCUCUGGAAGAGGGAGAUGUGAAUGUGGCCAAUGCAGUUGUUUCCCUCCAGGAGACAACAGAGUUCAUGGCAAAAACUGUGAAUGUGAUGAUCGACAGUGUGAAAAUGUGGACGGCGAUGUCUGUGGAGGCCGUGGUAUCUGCUCAUGCGGCCGAUGCAUUUGCCAGGACGGGUGGUUUGGAAAGUUGUGCCAGCAUUCAAGGAAGUGCAACAUGACAGAGGAGGAGAGCAGAAGUCUCUGCGAGUCAGCGGAUGGCAUAUUAUGCUCAGGAAAGGGUUCCUGCCACUGUGGAAAGUGCAUCUGUUCACCACAGGAAUGGUACAUUUCGGGUGAAUUCUGUGAAUGCGAUGACAGAGACUGUGACAAACAUGACGGUCUCAUUUGCACAGGCAAUGGUGUUUGUAGCUGUGGAAACUGUGAGUGCUGGGAAGGAUGGAAUGGAAAUGCUUGUGAAAUCUGGAUGGGGAGAGAAUACCCUUAA
Pygoscelis adeliae (Adelie penguin) is the source of this 1479-nucleotide messenger RNA. RefSeq names its product integrin, beta-like 1 (with EGF-like repeat domains) (gene ITGBL1). The record is from RefSeq and is a predicted model, not a curated record. The transcript is spliced from 11 exons. Gene Ontology annotation, cellular component: integrin complex; focal adhesion; cell surface. Lineage: Eukaryota; Metazoa; Chordata; Aves; Sphenisciformes; Spheniscidae. Gene Ontology annotation, molecular function: integrin binding. The coding region runs from base 1 to 1479 and encodes 492 amino acids. Gene Ontology annotation, biological process: cell-matrix adhesion; cell adhesion mediated by integrin; integrin-mediated signaling pathway.